AUUUCGAGAAGAGAGGGAAGAAGGAAGUGUGCCCAAUACUGGAUCAGUUUCUUUGUCAUGUUGCUAAGACUGGAGAGACGAUGGUUCAGUGGUCUCAGUUUAAAGGGUAUUUUAUUUUCAAACUGGAGAAAGUCAUGGAUGAUUUCAGAACCUCAGCUCCUGAGCCAAGAGGGCCCCCCAAUCCCAACGUGGAAUAUAUUCCCUUUGAAGAGAUGAAAGAAAGAAUCCUGAAAAUUGUCACUGGAUUUAAUGGCAUCCCCUUCACUAUUCAGCGACUCUGUGAGUUGCUGACAGAUCCUAGGAGGAAUUACACAGGAACAGACAAAUUUCUAAGAGGAGUGGAAAAGAAUGUCAUGGUUGUCAGCUGUGUGUAUCCAUCCUCAGAGAAAAAUAAUUCCAAUAGUCUAAAUCGGAUGAAUGGUGUUAUGUUCCCAGGAAAUUCACCAGGGUACUCUGACAGAUCCAAUGUCAAUGGCCCUGGAACCCCCAGACCUGUUAGUCGGACGAAGGUUUCCUUGUCAGCUCCCAUGACAACAAACGGUUUGCCAGACAGCACAGAACACAAAGAGCCAAGCUUGCAGCAGCCAGAGGAGAAGAAACACAGUGAAUCACCAGCGUCGGAAGCAGAAGGUGCUCAGAGCAGCCCCGUGAAAAAUAAGCACUCUGAGGAUGAUCCUGCAGAAGCAGAAGGACAUGAGGUAAAAAGACUUAAAUUUGACAAGGAAGGGGAAGCCAGAGAUGCACCUAACCAAACUGCCUCCAGUGAAGUCUCUUCAGGCAUGGGAGAAGAGACAGAAGCAUCCUCUACAUCUCAGGAUAAAGAAAAAGAUGCUCCUUGUGCCAGACAGCACUGUACGGAGGAGGAGGAGGAAGAAGAAGAGUCCUUCAUGUCUCCCAGAAAUGUUGGCCCAGACAGAAAGGAUCAAGAGAAAGACACUGAGCCCUCAAGUGUGAAGGAGGAGAGCUCUGAGGACAACACUCACAUGGAGGAGUCCGACCAGUCCCAGGCAGGGAAGGAUUUACACUCUGCUGACAGUGAAAUCAGUGCAUCUGCCACUAGUGGAGCUGACUGCAGUGAAACAGAAGAGUUGGGCUCCUAUGCUAGUGAAACUCCAGAAAGUUCCUCAGAGACCCCCAUGGAAAACAGUGAUGAAGCCACAGAAGCUGCAGAUGAACCGAUGGAGCAAGACUAA
Acanthisitta chloris (rifleman) is the source of this 1193-nucleotide messenger RNA. It is a transcript of the gene PPP4R2, whose product is annotated as protein phosphatase 4, regulatory subunit 2. Gene Ontology annotation, cellular component: protein phosphatase 4 complex; cytoplasm; nucleus. The record is from RefSeq and is a predicted model, not a curated record. The annotation marks the transcript as partial. The transcript is spliced from 8 exons. Lineage: Eukaryota; Metazoa; Chordata; Aves; Passeriformes; Acanthisittidae. Gene Ontology annotation, biological process: protein dephosphorylation. Gene Ontology annotation, molecular function: protein phosphatase regulator activity.